AUGUACAGGGAGUCGGUACGAAUAGGUCUUCAUUAUGCAAUUCGUGACCAGCUUGACAGCAGUAUCGGCGAGCAAAAAAACUGUAUUCUGGCAAUAGUCGAGAGUGUUCACCAAGUGUUCACAGCGGCGAGCGACUGGCAACGUGGCCAACAGUUCGGGAUCGACACCACUGGGGCGCGAGCGAGUGUCCUUUGUUCGGGAGGUACGCGUUGGAUCGAGGGCGCGAGUCAAGCUGGUAAGGCUCUUGAAAAACCGGUGAUGAUUAUUCUGGCGUUUACGCGAGAUUGGAAACCGCCUUGUGGCGUCGACUUUGAGGAAGUCCGUGCGGCGGGGAAUGGCGAACCACAGACACCAAUUCCAGCUGAAAAUACCUUUCGUGGGCGCCACACACCCUCUUCACUCAGCAACACGAUCAAAUUUUUGGCGACCACAGCAAUGGUUUUCCGAGUAUGGGUGAUCGUUUGCCCUAAUAUGUGGCGAACCCAGCCGGGUGCCAGACAACAGUGUAUCAAGGCCUGCCAAGAUUGGGCCCAGAAGAAGUGGGGUAAUGCUGGGUUGACAGGUCGUAUGAUCACUGUUGAGCAGGCUGACCAGAGGCGUUGGCGAAAGGGUUGUGGGCUGCACCGGUCGGACACGAACCGCAGCCUGCAUUACAUAGGCGAGGUGUGGUUCAAAGGAGACCUCUGGGAGAGUACCCACGGAAGGUAUUGGCACAUACCUCCGAAUGCAAUUGCUUUCCGUCGAGCCAUAUCCGAAGGUCUGCAACAUGUUGUUCUUGUGGACGGGUUCCAGGUAGGUGGCGAGCUCGGAAAGUCAAGGUAUUUACCACAAUCUCAUUAUGAUGGAUUCGAGACCGUGCCUCCAGGCGAAACGCAAAUCGCGAUCGUCGCAGGGCAGACCUCCAGGCAGACCGAGCUUGACAAGACUUUGCCUCCGAGCAAAACGAAGCCGAGGGGAGGUUGCCUCCAGACAAACGACGGUCAAAACCCGUCAUGCCUCCAGGCAUACGGAGGUCAAGACGUGUUUUGCCUCCAAGCGGGCGCAGUCGAGACACAUUGUUCCUCCAGGCAGAUGGAGCUCGAGGGUGUGAUGCGAUUUGCCUCCAGGCGAAAACGCGCACAUACGACCAAGUCCCUCCAGACAGAGGACACCCCUUUGCGAUUUGCCUGGAGGCACGGCCGGGUUUGCCGGACGCGCCAGGGACAAGGUCUCAGUGGGACGCUCGUUCACGGAGUGCCAGGAGUGCCAGGAGAAGCGAGCAGCGACGUCUAA
This is a messenger RNA of Stereum hirsutum FP-91666 SS1, 1272 nucleotides long. RefSeq lists its product as uncharacterized. The transcript is spliced from 10 exons. Bases 1 to 1272 code for a protein of 423 amino acids. Lineage: Eukaryota; Fungi; Basidiomycota; Agaricomycetes; Russulales; Stereaceae. The record is from RefSeq and is a predicted model, not a curated record.